CAUUGGCCAGGCGGCGCGGCGGCGCGUGCUGAUUGGCCGCCCUGCCUCCCGGCCCCGCUUCGGCGCUCGCAGCCACCUCCAUUUUGUCGGUAGAGGCGGAAGGAGGAGGUCGAGUCCGGACGCCGAGGUGGUCAGCAGCUAGCUCGUCGGUGCCCGACUUCUCUCAAGCUUGUGUGCUAGGAGACUCCGAUGUUGGCCUCAGCUCCUAGGCUGAACUCGGCGGAUCGGCCCAUGAAAACUUCUGUAUUGAGACAAAGGAAAGGAUCCGGCAGAAAGCAACAUCUCUUAUCCUGGGCUUGGCAGCAAGGAAGGGGACAGGUGGUGGAAAUCCUGCGAUCCGAAAAGCAGACCGAAAGGUGACAAAGAAGCUGAAGAUGGGUGGUGGAGAGAGGUAUAACAUUCCAGCCCCUCAGUCGAGAAACGUUAGUAAGAACCAGCAACAGCUUAACAGACAGAAGACCAAGGAUCAGAAUUCCCAAAUGAAGAUUGUUCACAAGAAAAAAGAAAGAGGACACACUUACACCUCCUCAGCAGCUGCACGGCAGGCCAUGCAAAAUGGGGGGAAGAACAAAAAUUUUCCAAAUAAUCAAAACUGGAACUCUAGCUUAUCAAGUCCCACUUUACUUUUUAAGUCUCAAACUAAUCAGAACUACGCUGGAGCCAAGUUUAGUGAGCCACCAUCACCAAGUGUUCUUCCUAAACCACCAAGCCACUGGGUUCCAGUUUCCUUUAAUCCUUCUGAUAAGGAAAUAAUGACAUUUCAACUUAAAACCUUACUUAAAGUACAGGUAUAAAAUAAGAUAAAAUACUAAUGUUUAAAUUUAGUUCUAUUUAAGGGUAGUUGUCAGUUGUUUCAGACCAAAUUCACUAGGGAAUUAAUCUGUAAAAUUGCUAAUUAAUGUAGAAAACAUUAGAUUUCAUCUUAACUGUUUUACGUGUAGUGUGCACUGUGAUGUAAUGGUAGUAUCAGUGCAACUUGAAGUAACUAAAUUAUUGAGAAUUGUACUGGAUAUUGUGUUCUCAAUUGAGUAACUCUUAAACCUGUCAAAUUUAGAUUUGGGGAAUGGUAAUCAACUUUUCCUAUGGUCUGCUGGGCACAAAUACUAAUUUAAGAUUAUCAUUCAUGGAUCAGUAGUUUUACUUGUUGGAAGCUAGUGAAUCUGAUUAUAAGCAUCCAGUUAAGACCUACAGGGAUUGGAGUAGUUGAAUAUUUAACAGUUUAAAGUCCUAGAAACACCCAAACCAGGAAUAUGACAACAACCCAAUGCACUGCCAAAAAGAAAAUAUGAGUUUUUCUUAGAGAAUAGUUGCAUUUUUGUAAAACUAUGCUGGUGAAAUGUGGAAAAGGGCACUAGGGGCUAUCUAAUUUAGAUGAGACCAUAUAUCCCAAUGGCCGUUUGUUUCAUGCACUGGGUGUCUGCCAACUAAUGCACCAAAACCAUUUCUUACAGAAACAGUAUUUGGUGGUCAUUGAGUAGCUUUCAAAAUACGUUUUUGUAUUACAGCACUGCAUAAGCUAUUCUGACGGUGAUGUGGUCUCAAAUCAUUCCCUGCAAAGCUUACUUGAAGUGGGGAGCUGUAUAAUGUGAAAGUUUUAAGUACCUUAGGAAAGAGCCAUGUAAAUAUAUGUAAUAAACUUGUAGCAUAUGUAAAGUUUUGUUGGCAUUUAUCCUACAAAAAUAGAAUAUUUUAGUAUGAAUUUGCUGAAUGUAAGACCAUGGACUCUGUUUUUAUACUAUGGCCUGAUUUUAAAGGUCCAAAACAAAUUGUUUUUAAGUUUGCCCUUGUGCUAAAGUGCCAGUGUAUGUAUAAUUGAUCUGGUUGUAAACUAUAUUUCAAAGUAAAUCCUAGUGUAAUAAGUUUUAUAUAACUAAAGGUUUUAAGCUGCUAAAACACUUCCUAUUUUUAAGAGAUGUGAGAUGCAGUAUGGGACUAAUUUUUCUUUCUUAAGCCCAAAGAUUAAACUAUUAAAGGUCCCUCCAACCCUAAAGAUUCAUUCUGGCUUUCAAUAAUUUUUGUAAUCUAUAAUAUGAAUAUAGUUUAGUGUAUGAUGUCAGUAUAUAUUUUGUUACUAGUCCAAGUGCAACCCAGGGGACCAUUAAUGCAAAAGAUGUAAUUUCUUGCAUAAUAUCUUGAUAACGUGUUUUACCUAAAUAUAAAUUAAUCCAACAUUAACUUACACAUCUGACGAGAUCGGGCGCGUUCAGGGUGGUAUGGCCGUAGACAACUUACAAAUCUGUAUGGGAGACUCAAUUUAAAAAUUAAGUGCCCUAUUCUAAUUUGGUGGCUUUUUGACAUUUUAAAGCAGAAUGGCCAAAUUGUAUUUCCCCAGUUAAACUUAGAUUGAGGUGAUAUUGCUCAAGUCAAAUAAUGCUAUCCUAAAGUUUACAUAGUACUUCAUGUACAUUUGUGAAUUUCAAGCAUGAAAUUAAAAAAUAAAAUUGCCUCUUCCCCCCCCAGUGGCCUGUUUGUAUUUUAUAAAAGAUUGUUAUGACUAUCUUUACUAUUUUAGAAUGCACAUAAUUAACUGAACUGAAAAAUGAAAGUACUGUUGUUUAAGAGGUAACCAAUUUGCUGAUAAAGACAUUUGGGUCAGUUCUACAACAGCUCCCCACCCAAGUAGGCUUAACAGUAAAAGGCCACAGAACACUUUAGAAACUAAGCUUCUGAUUCAUUGGCAAGUCAAAUAAAGCAGGUUCAAUCA
Canis lupus familiaris (dog) is the source of this 2704-nucleotide messenger RNA. RefSeq names its product proline rich nuclear receptor coactivator 2 (gene PNRC2). Gene Ontology annotation, cellular component: nucleus; P-body. The record is from RefSeq and is a predicted model, not a curated record. The transcript has 3 exons. Bases 375 to 794 code for a protein of 139 amino acids. NCBI's taxonomy places the organism in Eukaryota, Metazoa, Chordata, Mammalia, Carnivora, Canidae. Gene Ontology annotation, biological process: nuclear-transcribed mRNA catabolic process, nonsense-mediated decay.